GUCACGCGGAUUCUGUUAUAAAAUGCACACCCGCGGUCGCUGAGGCGUUUGUGCGGCGGCGGCUGGCGGCGGCGGCGGCGACUUGGGAGCGAGGGAGGCAGGCAGACGCAGCCAGAGAUGUUUUACUCCGGGCUCCUCACGGAGCCAACUCGGAAGGACGUAGACCUGAGGGAAGCGGCCUCUCUUCGGCAGCAGAGGCGAAUGAAGCAGGCUGUCCAGUUUAACCACAAGGACUCUGCUGACCUGCUCCCAUUAGAUGGACUGAAGAAACUGGGAACUUCGAAAGAUACUCAACCACACAACAUCCUGCAGAGACGUUUGAUGGAAACAAACAUGUCAAGAUUGCGCCACAACCGAGGGACAAACUCUCAGAAAAAUGAUCUUUCAGUCCAGACAAAUAAACUGAAUCAGAUGAAACUGGACAGCCCCAAGAAAACAGAUCAAGAUGAGCUCCUCCUGAUACACGGCCAGUGUGCUGGGAAAGAGCUGCAAAUUGUGGUUGAUACUGGAUGUCAGCACAACUUCAUAUCAUCUGCAUGUUUGGAGAGAUUAGGGCUAAGGGAGUAUAUUAAAUCCUACAAGUCUGAAGCUGAGAGGAUUUCAUUGCCCCACAAUAUGAAAGUGAUUGGCCACAUAGAACAUCUGCCUCUUACAAUGGGGACUAUCCACGUGGACUGUUCUGCAGUUGUUACAGAUGACAAUGAGAAACCCUUCUCUCUGGGGCUGCAGAUGUUGAAAUCUUUGAAGUGUGUGAUAAAUAUGGAGAAACAUCAUCUGGUUCUGGGGAAGGUAAACAGGGAAGAGAUCCCUUUUGUCAGUAACAUCUCUGCGCACGAAGAGAACUUCCAGGGUCAUGUCUAUGCAGGCACAGACAUCCGAAGUGUGGAGGAUAAUGGAACAUUAUCCUGCUGGCGCAGAAGCCCAUACGUGAGGAACAGAGACUACGCAGAAGAACUACUGUUACAGGGAAGCAACCUGACUUUCCUUGCCAUUCAAGGUAUUCUCCCUGAGUUUCUGCCAAUAGUUUCGCUGAAGAUGUUACACGAUGCCUAAUAGCUAUGAUUAACCCUGAGCUUCUUUGCUGUAUCAUAGAUGAUGCGUUUCUAAACAUACACAUUUAAUUAAGUGCUUUGCUGGAGAGGAGCUUCAGUAGACUUGGGUCUAUCUUUGUGUGUCUGCUGAGUGCUUGUCAAUUCAAUAAGGUGUAAUGAACAUUUUCAAUGCAAUGCAUCCCUCAUAAAAUUCAGCUGGUAGAAUUUGUACUAAAUAUGCACCUAUACUUUGAAGAGCCAUAAUUAAAAUCAAAGGAAGGGGGCACCAAUUUAAAAGGACGCAGGACCAAAGCCUAUGGAGUGGCAGCAAUAUCAGUGAUUUGAUAUUUGUUAAUUCUGAUAGUGAUCACAAAGAACAUGUUACAGCUAUAAUAUAUUUAUUAUUCUUGAAAAUGUAACUGUAUCUUAAUAAUUUGUGUUUUAGCUUUUUGCAAUGCAUUUGAUAACAUCCACUUUUUAAAGCACUGGUUAUUAUAUUGCUUAGAAAUCUGCAUCUGCAGUACAAGUGUUUGGAAAUUUAUUCUGUGUAUCAUUACCUUCCUGAAAGUUAAAGAAUUUAUAUAUCUAUAUUUUAAAAAAAUUGCACAGUGUGUAAACCUGCCAACUUGUAGUAGAAAUAUAUGGAAUAUAUUUGUCUGAUAUGCCACUCAUGUGGUAUUUGGCUAAUUUACUGAGUGUAUUACUGUGAUAACCAUGAAAAUAAAGAAUAAUAAUGCUCAA
Hemicordylus capensis (graceful crag lizard) is the source of this 1772-nucleotide messenger RNA. RefSeq names its product nuclear receptor interacting protein 3 (gene NRIP3). The transcript has 7 exons. NCBI's taxonomy places the organism in Eukaryota, Metazoa, Chordata, Lepidosauria, Squamata, Cordylidae. Gene Ontology annotation, biological process: proteolysis. The record is from RefSeq and is a predicted model, not a curated record. Bases 118 to 1053 code for a protein of 311 amino acids. Gene Ontology annotation, molecular function: aspartic-type endopeptidase activity.